GCUUCGGACGAGACACCAAGCGGCGGUAACGGUGCUGGGGGGGAAUGAGCAGCCUGCCCCUCACCAGGCCCCUGCAGGCUCCCAAGCGCUCCCGUCCCCGGAGGAAGCCAGUGGCGCAGAGAGAGCGGCCCAGAAGGAGAAGCUCCAUGCGGAGCUGAAGCGGGUUCUGCAGAGGAAGGGGGAGAGCCGGCGCAGCACGGAGGAGGAGGAGCCCCCUGCGCCCCCCAGCAGGAUGGAGGCCCAGCAAAGCACCAUGGAGAAGACCCUAGAGACCUCCGAGCUGCUGGAGGUCAUCGUGGAGACUGAGGCCGAGGCCGGCGUCCGCGGCAUGAGCGUGGCCGGGGGCGGCAAGGAAGGCCUCUUCGUCAAGGACGUGCUGAAGGGCUCGCCGGCAGCGCGCGUGCUCAGCCUCCAGGAGGGUGACCAGCUUCUGAGCGCCAGGGUUUAUUUCGACAACAUAAAGUACGAAGAUGCCUUGCAGAUCCUCAAGUGCGCCGAGCCGUACAAGAUCUCCUUCUGCCUGAAGCGGACGGUGCCCAGUGCGGGGAUCGCCCACAAGCCCGGCACGCCCGGCUUUGAGAUCCGGGGCCCCAGAGCCAAGGUGGCCAAGCUGAACAUCCAGAGCUUGACCUCACUGAAGAAGAAGAAGAAGAAGGUGGUGCCGAAGGGACUGGCCAAGGGCCUGCAGGAAGCAGAGAUGCACGGCAGGGCUGAGGACCCGGCAGCCGGGAAGCUGGAGGUGGUGCCGGUGGACGUGGAGUUUUCCCUGCCCAAAUUCUCCAAGCUGCGCAAAGCCAAGAGCGCCGGGGAGGUGGCAGCCGCCGAACCAAGCCCAGACAUCUCUCCCCGCCUCUCUUCUCUGGAGACCAGGCGGCGCAGGCUGAAGUUCCCCAGGCUGAAGGUCAAGGAAGUUGUGGCGGCCACCACGGGGGCCCGAGUAGAGGGGCCCGGGAGCCGCCUGGAGGUGGGCCUGCCCAAGCUCGCCGUGGAGCUGAAUGCGGGGGCCAAAGGAGACACUGAGGAGAAGGCGUCCAGGUUCACGGUGCCCUCCUCCAAGGCAAAGGCGGCCAAGGGAGAGGCGGGGGGCCCCGUGGAAGCUGGAUUCCAGCCCCCGCAGGUGGAACUUGACCUCCCCCUGCCAAAGACUGAGCCCCGUGGGGAGUCACCGAAGGCCAGUGCGAAGGGGGAAGGCUUCCGGAUCUGGGCCCCUCAGGUUGAGCUGCCGAAAGUGAGUGCCGUGCAGCUGGAGGUCCCAGAAGGCGGCAGGCUGAAGCUCCCCGUGGCAGAAGUGGCAGCACCCAAGAUAGACGUGGACCUGAGCCUUCCCAAACUGGAGGGUCCUGCCCCAGCGGUUGCCCCCAAAGGGGAGGGCUUCAGAAUCAAAAUCCCCAAGUUCGGGGGCUCUGUGGAGGAGGCAGAGCUGAAGAAGCCCUCCGCCAAGGCCCCGACCGCCGAGGUCUCCCUGGCAAAAGGCAGAGCCAGAGUGGGGGAGGCAGAGGAGAAGCUGAAGGCCGGGGUGACGAUGCCAGCCCUGGAUGUCGGGGCCCCUUCGGUGGACCUAGAGAUCCCCCUGCCGAAGGCGAGGGUGGAAAUGGAGGUCCCAGAGGUCUCUGUCACGAUCCCCUCGGUCAGCCUGCCCGUGCUGGGCCCUAGAGCCCCAGAGGAAGGGGAGAGCAAGCUGCCCCAGGUGGCCCUGAGUGUCGGGAAGCUGGAAAGCCCCAAGACCAAGGCCAAAGGCCCCAAGGAAGUGGGGGGCGAGGGCAGAGCGAGGUUCCCUGUGGUGAAGGUGCCCUCCCUCGACAUCUCUGUUCCCAAGGUCAGUGACAUGCACCUUCCCGGGACCGCGGGGGAGCCCCUUGCCCCUGCCAGGAAGGAGAAGACGGGGGAGGCCGCUGAAGUGCCUGGGUUCAAGUUCCAGAUGCCCCAAAUCUCGCUCCCCAAAUUAGACCUCCCAGCCAAGGCAGCGGCGUCCCCACCCCAAGACCGCGGCAAGUUUCCAAAGCCGGAAGGCGACUCUGCUGUGCAGGUCAGCAUCCCCAAGGUGGACCUCUCCUUGCCGUCGCUGAAGCUGCCAGACGUGCCGCUCCCAAAGGCUCCCCUGCCGAAGCCGGCACUGGACGUCUCAGUGGAGAAACCCAGGGUGGAGGUGGCUGCUCCUUCGGCUCGGCUGAGCUUUCCGUCUGCGACCGUGCCGGUGCUCGAGGUCGACUGGCCCCAGGUCGGGAUUGAGCUGGAUUUGCCCAAGGCGGAGAGAGAGUCCGCGGUGCCUGCAGACCAGGGAGCCAAGUGGCAGGUGCCCGCGCUCGAUGCGGUGAGCAAAGGCUUGGCAGUGGAGAUCAGCGUGCCCACCUGCCAGGUGGACCAGCCCGAGCUGGAGCCGAGUGCCCGCGGGACCUUGGGGGGGCCAGGUGUCAGCGGGGUGGUUGCCAUGAUCCCCAAGGUGGACCUGGCUUUCGGGAAGGAGCUGGCAGUGGCCGAAGGGGAGCCUGGAAGGGAGGCGAGCCUGGGGCUGAGGGGCAAGGUGCUGCCAGCAGCUGCCCUGGAGCUGAAAGGCCCUGAAGUGGGUGCCGGGAUAAAGCUGCCCUCUGUGGAGAUUCCAGCCGUGCAGCUGCCGGCGGUGACCGUGGAGAGCGCCCAGCCCCUCGAGCCUGACUCCAAGCGAAAGCUGGCCAAGUUUGCCCUUCCUAAAUUCAGUAUUUCUGGCCCCAAAGUCCGGAAAGCGAGCCCAGAAGCCUCGACGCCAGAGGCUGAGGGCCCAGAGGCUGCCGACAGAGGCUCCAAGAUGAAAAUGCCAAAGUUUGGGAUCUCGUUCCCCAAAUCGAAAUGGGGGGCAGAGGUGGAAGGCCCCCAACUAGAGCUCAGCAUUGAAGGGAAAACAGCCAAGCCAGCGCUUGGGGCAGCCCCUGAGGCUCUGCUGGGCGUGGAUUCUUCGGAGACCCGGAUGAAAUUGCCCGCGGUGGAUGUUGAGAUGCCCAGAGUGGCUGUAGACAUCGGCCUUCCUGGAGGGCAGGCGGAGUGGUCUGGUGAAGAACCUGCAGGCCCCUCCCCAGGGGUUGGGGUUGACCUUCCAGACAUCAAGCUGAAAGUGCCGAAGUUCUCGUUGCCCAAGUUUGGGGGCAAAGACAAGGAGGGUGACCUUGAGCUUGAGGGCAGGGUGGACUCCAAGGCCAGGGUGUCCAAGUUCAAGAUGCCUUCCUUCGGCAUAACGCGGAGAGAGGCGGAGGUGGGCGGAGAUGCCAAGGCAAAGAAGGCCGCGGGGAGUCCCAAGGAGAAGCCUCGGGGCGCCUUUGUGAAGAUGCCGGGGCUGAAGCUGUCCUCCCCCAAGGCGGAAUCAGAGAAAGGGCCAUUGCACAUCCAGGCUCCAGAGCUGGAGGUGAAAAUCCCCCAGGUGGAGCUGCCCAAGAUCAGCGUGAAAGGGGCCAGCGCAGGGGAGGUGCUGAUGGGGGCGGAGAGCCCCAGCCUCAGGGCGAAGCUGCCCUCCCUGGAAAUCACCGUGCCCUGCCCCAGGGCAGGAGGGGAGAAGCCAGGGGUGGAUGUGUCAGAGGCUGACAUCAGAGGCUAUGAGGGUGACCUGAAGAUCCCCAAAGUGCCUUCCAUUGAGGUCUCUGCCCCCAAAGUCGAGCUGGACAUUGGGCUGCCCAGGGCCAGUGCAGAGGAACUGGUGCCCCAGGGCGCGCCCAGCAUGGAGGCCAAGAUCCGGCUGCCCGCUGUGGAGCUCCCAAAGUUCGGGAAGGGCGAGUACGGGGGGGCGGAGGCAGCCGUGCAGCUGCUGGGGCAAAGACUUAGUCUCGGGAGGGAGGGCGAAGCCGAGGGUGAGGGGGGCGCUGAAGCCUCCCUCUUGGGUGCCAAGAUCCGGGUGCCCAAAGUGGACCUCUCCUUGCCGAAGACGCGGCUUUCGGAUGUGGAGCUGCCCCUGACAGAAGGGGAGGCGGCUGCCGAAGGACCGGAGGGCAGGUUCAAGAUGCCUUCGGUCGAGCUGACAAAGUUCUCUGCCCCCAAAGUGAAGGCGCCUGACCUCAGCUUGGAGGGGAGCAAGGUGCCCAAGGUCACCGUGAGUGGUCCUGCCAUCAAGCUGCCCACAUUCGGGGGCUCCGGCUCAGAUGGGGAGGGAGAGACUGAGUCGGAGUUGCCCCGGGUCCCACAGCUUGAGCUGAAGGCUCCCAAGCUCAGGGGGAACUCUGAGAUGCGGAGCCCUGAAAGCGGGGCAAAGGACGCUAGCCGGACCAGGGUGCCCUCCCUGCCCCUCGGCUUGGCUCUGGGGAAGCCAGGCUUGGAGGGUGGGGUGGUAGUGGACGAGGGCAAAUUCAGGCUGAAGCUCCCCUCCGUGAGUAUCACCAAGGCAGGAGUGGAGUCCAGCACGGACACCCAGCCCCUCUGCCCCCCUGCCGAGGGGGCCGACCUCUCCUUCAAAAUGCCCCAGAUUGCUUUGCCAGAUGUGGGGUUCUCUGUAGACCACGAGGGGAAGGGAGGGGCCAGAGGGGAAGCUGGGAAGCUGGCAGGCCUGGGAGGGGAUGUGGGGGGGUUGGAGGCCCGGCUGAAGAUGCCCAAGCUCAAGGUGCCAGCCUUCGGGGCGCCCAGCCCCCAGGGGGGUGUGGAGGCUGCCGCUGCUUCCCUCAGUGGGAGGGACCUGGAGGGGAAAAGGGCGGCAUUCAAGAUGCCUGGCUUGGAGAUCUCGGCCCCCAGCCUCAAAGCACAUGCAGAGUAUGAAGUGGAGGGGGCACAGCUCCGGCACGGGGGCUCCCAGGGCCCGGAGGUGGCAGGCCGAAGGGGCACCGAUGGACAGGGCCCUGGAAGCCGAGGGGAGGCCGUGGAUGCCGAGGUCGGGAGGAGGUACAAGGUGAAAAUCCCCAAGUUUGGGCUCUCUCUGCCCAAGGCAGGCCUGGAGGCCGGUGAGGGCACCCCAGGGCAGGAGGGGGAGGGCAGGGCCACGCGGUCGGUGUUCGGGCUGGGCAGGCCCAAGGGGGCCGGGGCAGAGGGCUCCUCCGGGCUCCUGGAGGGCGAAGACGAGUCCUCCGGCAAGGGGGUGAUGGCCAAGCUCAAGCUGAAGCCGGCCUUUGGGCUCUCCCUCUCCAAGCCCAAGGGGGGCGCGGAGGUCAACGGGGAGCCCGAGGAGCCUUCCGCAAAGCUGAAGGUGCCCCGGCUGGGCUUCUCCAAGGCGGAGGGGGCCGCCCAGCUCGGCGGGGAGGGGGCCAAAGCAGCCCUGCAGAACGGCGGCCAGGAUGGCAAGGGCAAGCUGGGCAAGCUCCGGCUGCCGCAGGUGGAGCUCUCGUCCCCCGCCCCGAUGGGCGGCGCCGACCCGGAGCUGAACCUGCAGCUGGUGCGGGCCGACGAGGCCCGGGAGGGCGGCGGCGGCGCCUUUGCUUCCCUCCGGGCCGCCAGGCUCAAGUCCCCCAAGAUCUCCUUCUCGGGCUUCAAGAAGCGCAACGGGGAGGCGGCGCCCGCGGCCGUGCUCUCCUCUGCCCGGACAGAGAUGGCUUCCCUGGAACCGGCCAAGGGGGAGAAGGCCUUCAGCUUCCCCAAGCUGGCGCUGAGCCCCAAGUCCCACGCGGGGCUGGAGGCCGCGACUGAGCCCCUGGAGCAGGAGGGCGGGGUCAAGGUCGCGCUGCCCAGGGUGGGCUUUUCCGGCGACCGCAGCUCUGAGGAGCCGAUCCUGGAGGCGGCGGCGGCGGCGGCGGCAGGGGGGGUCGAGGCCAGAGCGGAGUGA
Varanus komodoensis (Komodo dragon) is the source of this 5704-nucleotide messenger RNA. RefSeq names its product periaxin (gene PRX). Gene Ontology annotation, cellular component: cytoplasm; nucleus. Gene Ontology annotation, biological process: regulation of RNA splicing. The transcript is spliced from 6 exons. Gene Ontology annotation, molecular function: protein binding. The record is from RefSeq and is a predicted model, not a curated record. The coding region runs from base 233 to 5704 and encodes 1823 amino acids. NCBI's taxonomy places the organism in Eukaryota, Metazoa, Chordata, Lepidosauria, Squamata, Varanidae.